Prorocentrum cordatum is the source of this 1068-nucleotide messenger RNA. NCBI's taxonomy places the organism in Eukaryota, Dinophyceae, Prorocentrales, Prorocentraceae. The record is from the annotation of a GenBank genome assembly.
UGGGGCACCGAGGUGGCGGACCACUUGAACCAGGUGGGCUCGUUCAUGGUGUUCUCUUUCGUGCUCUACAUCUGCGUGACGGUGUUCUCAUCGUUCGUGGACGCGGCUUCGCGGCAGUCGAUGCAAGACGACGCGAAUCUCGUGGAGCACAUCGACAAAAAAGCGAAGUGGGUCGAACAACUCGCUGAUAUCUUUACCACGUAUGACAGUUCAGGCGAUGGCUUUAUUUCGUUGGACGAGUUCGAGUGCGUGUUUGAGGAUGUGCGAACGCGGGCUAUCUUCAGUGAACUCGGGAUCGACUUGGACUUUCGACAGUCAAGGUCCUUGUUCGCAGUGUUCGACAUAAAUUUCGACGGCCAGAUCGAUAUCGACGAGUUCAUACAGGGCUGCUACUACUUGAAGGGACCUGCGAAGAGCCUGGACAUGUACCUCGGCCUCUGCAAAAUCAACCGCAAGCUCGACAGCGUGAUUGGCUCCGGCAGCGGGCCCGACCUUCCGAGCAAGGGCCUCCCCGCCGAAGAACUACCAGCAGCCACCGAGGAGUACCAACAGGAGCCGCCUCCACGCGGCCGCGCGAGCACGUCUUACUCUUCCGAGGAUGACCGCAGCUUUUCUGACGAGCUCGGUCCGGUGGGGCCUCGGGAUAGUAACAGUUCCUGCAGCCACUUGUCGAUGGAGAGCCUCUGAGGCGACCAAGCUCUGAGGAGAAAGACUCUCCGACACCGACGCCUGAGCACGCAUGUGAGUCAGUCUUGCUCCCUAGAACUGUAUGGCGCCAGUAUCUUCUUAAAUAGUGUUUCGUUGGUCGGCAUGUGCCUUGCACGUGCUAUCCGGCGCGGCACACCAGGCUCGUUCGAGUUCCAGAUUCGAGCGGUUGGUUUCCUAUACUCCGCCUUGUUGUCGGCCUUGCUGCCGCCGCUUGUGGCCCAUAAGGUGGCCACCUUGCGUGCUUGUAUUAGACGCGUACUGUACCGCUUUAGUCACCAUUUCGCGCAGGAGCAUCCGUUUUCGUCGCACAUGUCAUGUCAUAGUUUCUUCCUCCUCCUCGUUUUCCCUCUCCUCCGCCUC